AUGUUGCGUUUUGCAAUGGUCUCAACACUUUGUGGAUCGGAGAUCCAGAGACCUUACCCGGCCUGUCAUCUGGAGCUCGUUGGAGCCCUCGAUGAUUAUGAAUAUGUGCAGGACGGAGACAUUAUCAUUGGAGGGGUUUUCACUGUGAACCAUUUUAUGGCAGCACUGGGACCAAGGAGAGAUUAUGUUAACAGUGUGAUGUUAUGUCUAAGGCCAAUGCCUCCGUAUUACCGAUAUUUUCUGACUAUCCGCUUUGCCAUUGAUACAAUUAAUAAAGACCCAACAAUUUUACCUAAUAUUAGUCUGGGAUAUCAUAUGUAUGAUUCAUGUGCUGACAAUAGGAAAGCUGUGAAAAGUGUCUUGCAGAUCUUAUCUGGACCGGGACAGACGGUGCCGAAUUAUUCCUGUAGGAAACAUGCCAAGUUAGCUGGUUUUAUUGGAGACCAAAACUCUGUAACCACAGUUAACAUAGCCCAGAUACUGGCCCUGUAUCGCUACACUGAGAUCAGCUAUGGAGCAACCAGCUAUGUACUAAGUAACAAGAAUAACUACCCAUCAUUUUUCCGGACUGUUCAGAGUAACAAGGCCAUUUAUUUAAUGCUAUCAAGUCUCCUCCAAUUCUUUGGCUGGACAUGGGUUGGAGUUCUGUCUUCUGAUGAUGACAGCGGUAUUGAGGAAACCCAACUUCUGACUCAAUAUCUGGCUAUAAAGGGCAUUUGUAUUGCCUACAUGAUAAAGAUAAGGUUUGUUGUACUAAGUGGUGUAAAUGAAAUUGUAAAAAACAACAUUGAGACUAUUAGAAGGUCAUCUGCUCAGGUUAUAAUCCUUUGUGGGACCUUUUCUUCAUUCAUGGCUGAUUUUUUAGCAGAAGUAAGCCAUGUGCUCCAUGAUAAGACUUUCAUUUUUGGACCAAUAUUUGCUUCAAAACAGUUUCUUGUGGAACAUCACAGAAAAGUUCUUGAAGGUAGUCUGGCUGUAGAAUUUUUUAAUCUUCCUGUUCCUGAUAUGAAGCAUUUCUAUGAUAGUUUUCAUCCUGAGGACAGGUUACCAGGACAUAUAUGGCUGGUAAAUUUACAUUGUACAACGAAUGACCCCCGUAAUAGAAUCUAUAUGAAUGUAUAUAAAAGUCCUCUACUUCACAACUGCUCUGGGACUGAACGUAUCAGUGAUUUCUCUAGUUUCCAAAGCCCGGGUUUAACUGAUCGAGUAUAUGAAGCAGUUUAUUCUUUGGCUCGUGCGCUACACAACAUGUAUCUGUCUCCGGUCAAAAAGUCUCAAGAUAAGAUGACUCAGGCACAUAACUACCCACACCAGCUUUAUUAUUGGGUCAAGAAUCUGAAAAGCUUGAAGGGUGACCUGCUGUUUGAGGAAAAUGGGGAACUUGUCACGCCAUUCAACAUUAUAAAUUGGAGGUCUUUAAAAAAUGGCACUCUACUUGUUAGACGAGUUGGCAAUUCCUUCAUAGCAAACGGAUCUCAGCAGAAUUUCUCCAUCAGGGUACAGAACAUUUUAUGGAAAACUGGAGUUAACAAGCAUAAACAUCAUCUAAGAAAAUUAAAUAAGGGCACACUAGUUGGGGUAAACCGGUUGGGAGCUAAUGUUGACUUCUACCGCAACAUUUACAGAUCAACAGAAGUUAGCCUAUUUCCUUAUUUGCAGAUCCCAAAGUCUCAGUGCUCAGAAAACUGUUUGCCAGGAACCAGGAAAGUCCCAAGACCAGGGAUCCACUCCUGCUGCUAUGACUGUGUCCAGUGCUCGGAGGGAGAGAUAUCCAAUGUCAGCGACAGUGAAAACUGCCAACAAUGCAGAUAUGAUGAAUGGCCCAAUGAGAAGAACGAUCGGUGUGUCCAGAAACGGCUGAAUUUCCUGUCUUACUCUAAUGACCUUCUAGGAAUGGUCUUUGCCUUGUUCUCCUCCAUUCUUUGUGCUAUGACUGGACUGGUAAUACUGGUCUUUAUUUCACACCAAGACACGGCCAUUGUAAAAGCCAACAACAGGAACCUGAGCUUCAUCCUUCUGGUCUCCAUCAUGCUGAGCUUCCUUUGUGUUUUCUUAUUCAUUGGAUGCCCGGAUGAUAUAUCCUGUUUGUUACGCCAAGUCUCAUUUGGAAUCCUCUUCACGAUUUCCAUCUCUUGUGUUCUUGCCAAAACCAUCAUGGUUUGUGUAGCAUUUAAAGUCACCAAACCUGGCAGUUUGUGGCAAAACUGGCUAGGAACCAAACCUUCUAAUGCCAUAGUCAUCUCAUGUUCAUCAAUUCAAGUUAUAAUUUGUGUCAUCUGGUUGUCUAUCUCUCCUCCCUUCCAAGAACUGGACACCUCUUCUUACCAGGACAAGAUCAUCGUUCAGUGUAAUGAAGGGUCAGUUGUUGGGUUUUAUUCUGUUCUUGGUUACAUGGGGUUUCUGGCAGCUGUGAGUUUUGUUCUGGCUUUCAUGGUGAGGACAUUACCGGACAGUUUUAAUGAGGCCAAAUACAUAACCUUCAGCAUGCUGGUGUUCUGCAGUGUGUGGAUUGCCAUGAUCCCGGCCUAUCUGAGCACCAGAGGGAAGUACAUGGUGGCUGUAGAGAUAUUCACCAUACUGAGCUCCAGUGCCGGAGUCUUAGGUUGUAUAUUUCUCCCCAAAUGUUACAUUAUCUUAUGGAGACCGGAACUGAACACCAAAACACAUUUAAUGGAGAGAAAAGUUUUACAAUAA
This is a messenger RNA of Rana temporaria (common frog), 2694 nucleotides long. RefSeq names its product vomeronasal type-2 receptor 26-like. Gene Ontology annotation, biological process: G protein-coupled receptor signaling pathway. The coding region runs from base 1 to 2694 and encodes 897 amino acids. The record is from RefSeq and is a predicted model, not a curated record. Gene Ontology annotation, cellular component: membrane. Gene Ontology annotation, molecular function: G protein-coupled receptor activity. The transcript has 9 exons. Lineage: Eukaryota; Metazoa; Chordata; Amphibia; Anura; Ranidae.